AUGAUUUCAACAAUCGGCACAACAACAAUUCAAGCCACGAACGGCGGGACUCUGUCCACAACUACAGCACCAAACUCGCUAGUCAUGAAUCCUACGUCAAUGUUGGUAGAGAUGAAAAGCUUUAUUCCUUCUUCAUAUACUUUUGAAACAGAAAUCCAGAAGAUAAAGCAAGAACUUUUAACAAGUAAUUUAGACUGUAGUGCGAAAGAUGAAACAAAUGAACAGUAUCUUUAUGAAAUGGAGGACCUCAUCGACCAUUUGCCUAAACUACCUGAAAUUCAGCAGCAAAAACUAACUAUUCCUGAAUUCGACGAAAUUGAAGUCAAAGCAACUGACUCAGUAGAAAUUAAGAAAUUCAUACGUAAAGUAAAUUAUGAAUUCCUUGGUUUUCAUUGCAACCAUAAAGUUAUGGACAAAGAUUGCGACAUGGUUUAUAAAAAUAUUUCUGACCUUUACAAAUCCGAAGAAUUUAAGACAUACGAUAACUUUGUUUCAUUAGUUGCAAAAUGUGUAUGGCAGAUAAGAGAUAAAGAUAGAAGAGGUAAAGUAUGGAAUGAACAGAUAAAACCAGCAGCUUUUGAGUUAA
Molecule: messenger RNA, 586 nt
Organism: Trichomonas vaginalis G3
Lineage: Eukaryota; Parabasalia; Trichomonadida; Trichomonadidae
Product: organellar and viral DNA polymerase type B
Exons: 1
Source: RefSeq, a predicted model, not a curated record